Messenger RNA from Paramuricea clavata, 550 nucleotides. The record is from the annotation of a GenBank genome assembly. NCBI's taxonomy places the organism in Eukaryota, Metazoa, Cnidaria, Anthozoa, Malacalcyonacea, Plexauridae.
AUGUCGGUGGUUAAUGCACGGCGUUAUAUAUCAGUGUUUGUGAUACUGAUUUUCAACGUAACGAAACACGAAGCAACUGAACGUAACUGCUCUUCGUUCUUGGACUGUGGUGGCGGUGCUAGACCUUGUUGUAGAGUUAGUAACAAGCCUUUGAUCCAAGUCUGUAGUGAUAACUGUGUUGGCAAAGCAUGUCUCCAUGCUUAUCAUUGUGGUGAUAAUCUUUACAGUAUCUGCUGUAAGAAUAACGUUUGUACAAACGAUAUAGAAAUGUGUAAUUGUAAAUCUGUUCAUGAUCCUAUAUGCAGGCGUAAUGGCAAAUAUUGCUGUAAAGAACGUUUGUCGUAUCGAAUAAGAACGUGCAAAAAGAACUGUGAACAUCAUCCAUGUACUAACAACGACGAGUGUGUCAAGGGCGAAUGUUGUAAUAGUAACAAUGUGUGUUCGCCUGAUUGUAGCUACCUACGAGAGUGUAGGACUGACUCGGAUUGCACCCACACUUUAAAAUGUUGUGACUUCAAACCAAGCAACAAAACAGAGUCUAUCAAAGCCU